This is a messenger RNA of Dioscorea cayenensis subsp. rotundata (Guinea yam), 1182 nucleotides long. Its product is annotated as gamma-glutamyl hydrolase 2-like. Gene Ontology annotation, cellular component: vacuole. The record is from RefSeq and is a predicted model, not a curated record. The transcript has 10 exons. Gene Ontology annotation, biological process: tetrahydrofolylpolyglutamate metabolic process. The coding region runs from base 50 to 1078 and encodes 342 amino acids. NCBI's taxonomy places the organism in Eukaryota, Viridiplantae, Streptophyta, Magnoliopsida, Dioscoreales, Dioscoreaceae. Gene Ontology annotation, molecular function: gamma-glutamyl-peptidase activity.
GCGAACCAGAGAGAGAGAGAGAGAGAGAGAGAGAGAGAGAGAGUCUCCAAUGGCUUCGAUAGUGGAGCUCCUCCUUCUUCUUCUUCUCGUUUUCGCCGUCUGGAUCGGCUCUCUGAAGGCUCAAUCCCUUGCUCCCCUGGUCGCAGACGACGCCAUCUUCCGAUCCUCUGAUGGAUCCAGCUGCCCCUCUCCAGAUCCCUCGCUGUACCACCGGCCGGUGAUCGGGAUCCUCACUCACCCCGGUGAUGGCGCCAACGGGAGACUCAGCAACGCCACCAACGCCUCCAAUAUCCCUGCAUCCUAUGUUAAGUUCGUCGAGUCCGCUGGUGCCCGCGUCAUCCCUAUAAUCUACAACGAGCCCGAAGAUCUCAUCAUCCAAAAACUCAAAUUGGUGAAUGGGGUGCUGUUUACUGGUGGAUGGGUCAAAACGGGCUUGUACUAUGAUGUUGCAAAUAAAAUUUUUGAGAUAGUUCUGGCCAAAAAUGAUGCAGGGGAUCAUUUUCCUUUAUUUGCAAUCUGCUUGGGCUUCGAGCUAUUGAGCAUGUUCAUCAGCCAGAAUCCUGAUAUCUGUGAGAGAUUUUACGGAGAAGAUCGAGCAUCUACACUUCAGUUCGGAAUUUCAGAAACCAGUGGAACUCUUUUUGAGAGAUUUCCUCCAGAUUUAUUGACUAAGAUGAGUUCAGAAUGCCUUGCCAUGCAAAAUCAUAUGUUUGGUAUUUCACCGAAAAGGUUGCGAGAGAACCGUGCACUGUCAAACUUCUUCAAGAUUCUCACAACCACUGCUGAUGCUAAUAAUGACGAUUAUAUUUCUACUGCCCAAGCCUACAAUUAUCCUGUCACUGCAUUUCAGUGGCAUCCCGAGAAAAAUGCUUUUGAGUGGGGAACUGAUAAAAUUCCUCAUACUGAAGAUGCAGUUCGAGUUACUCAACACACUGCCAACUAUUUCAUUAGUGAAGCACGGAAAUCUUCAACUAGACCUGAUCCAGUGAAGUUGCUAUCCCAUCUCAUCUACAAUUACAAGCCAACUUAUGGUGGAUACGCAGGCAAAGGAUAUGACGAAGUUUAUAUUUUUACAUAAUGUCUCAAUCCUUGCACCACCAAGUGUAGACGUAUGAGCUGGAUGACUCAUUCUCGGCUGUGCCCAUGACCUUAUACAUGUGCUUGUCGCAUUUUAUAAAAUAA